AUGUCAUCUUCAUUCCCAAGCCUAAUUGACCAAGAAGCCAGCAGACUUGUCAAAAAGUACAAUCUUGACCCUUCAAACGAUAUCAAAAAUAUUGACGAAACCAUAAAAAAAAGCCAACAAAUAAUCCAGCAAAGCAAAAAUCUGACUUUAAAGAACCAGCAAAGAAAAAUGUUUUUGGAAGAAAAAUUCAAAAAUUUAUUAGGCGGCGCAGGAGAAAUGGCACAUGAGACUUCAUCUCCCAUUCUUUACAGAUAUUCAACAAACGAAGAAACUGAAGAUAAAGAAUCAUCCAAUCAGUAUGCCAUUCAAAGGGCUUGGGAAUAUUCUCAAGAACCAGAAAUUCCUACAAAGUUUAGCACAAUGCCUGCUAAGCAAGCAUUUUCAAGCGAAUGGACAAGUAAGGAGCUCGAAGAAGAAAACCGACUUCUUAAGCUUGAACUGAGUUCAAAAAAUUCAGAAAUUUUAUCACUGAAAGAAGUAAUAAAUAGCCUGCAAAAAGAUAAUGCACGACUAUUUGAAGAAGCACAAACAAUCAGUCAUCGUUCAGAAAUUUUAUCCAAAAAAUACGAAGAGCUUUAUAAGAAGCAAGCUGAAAUUAAUUCAAAAAGAAAUAAUUCUCGAUCUAGCUCAAGAAAGCGGCAAAAAAGUGAGGAGUCUUCCUUAGAAUAUAAAACAGAGAGAAAAAGAACUGAUGAAAAAAAUUAUUCAGAAAAAAUCAGUGAACUUGAACAAAGACUUUUAAAAAGUUCUCAAAGAUACGAAGACUUAAAAGACAGACUCGAAAAAGCAGAAUCACUAAUUUUGAGAAGCAAUUUAACACCCAUGAUUUCUAGAAGUUCUGAAGACAUCUCGACAUCAAAUAUUUUAAAAAAUAGAAUUCCUUCGCCAGAGCUGAAGAAAGGCAAAAAGAAAAAGCUGAAGUCUGAGACUGUAAAACUAUCGAAACCACAUAUAUCAAUACAAAUUAAAAAGCAUAAAAAAUAA
Messenger RNA from Blepharisma stoltei, 984 nucleotides. Lineage: Eukaryota; Ciliophora; Heterotrichea; Heterotrichida; Blepharismidae. The record is from the annotation of a GenBank genome assembly.